CAUCAUAUGGCUGUGCAGCCAGACCCGAUUGUUUUUUGGUUUUUUAAGAGUUUAGACCUUUUGAAAUCACUAGGAACUUUAAAUUAUGGUGGAGCCACAAGGUUCUACGAGAAACUAUACCAGAUUACCUUCCACCAACUGCGAACUUAAGCCAGUCGAUGUGUUCAAACAGGCUGUUCCUAAGCUUAUCCCAUUCUUCAAGACAUUCUGUAUCUACUUCAUACUGUGGCUUCCAGAAGCAGAGAAUCCUACAAUACUUGCGGCUGUGAUCAAGAUUCUACCCAUCUUAUGCCUCUGUGGUUUUGUUAUCAUGCAAGGAGUGAGCCUGUCGGCCAACCAUGACUACAAUCGACGCAUUCUCCUAGGCCUUAUCUUCUCUCUGUUUGGUGAUAUAUUUAUUGUGUGGGAACACAGCCACUUUCACUUUGGUGUUGUUUCAUUUGGUGUGGCUCAUCUGUUGUAUGCUACAGCAUUUGGCUUUGAACCAAUAAACGUAAUGGUAUUUUUGGCUCUCCUGGUCCCAAGUGUGCAGACAUAUUGCUUAUACCUGCCAAACUUGGAAGGUUUCCUAAUAGGAGCCAUUGGAGGGUACAUGCUUAUGAUUACGAUCAUGAUUUGGAGAGCCAUUACAGGUCUGCAGGUUUCUUUACGUGGCAAAGCCUGGCAAUGGACCAAACUUUGUUCCUGUAUAGGUGCUGUUUCGUUUGGUAUUUCAGAUCUGAUUCUUGGCUUAAACAAGUUCUACUUACCAAUCCCUUUUGCCCGGGCCAUUGUCAUGGUAACAUACUACGGUGCACAAUUGGGAAUUGCCUUGUCUUCGUUCACAGUCAACCAGGGUGAAAUACAAAAAGCCAAGAAAUAACUUCGUUUGAUAUUGCAGCCUCAAUAAGUUAGACAGUAACUGGUUGCUGCCAGAGAAGGGUGGGUGGGGGAGGGAGGUGAGGUGAAUCAGUGAAUGAAAAAGUAAAAGAGAUAGGAAAGAAUACACAUUUUACCUAGAAGGAAAAAAAAACAAAAACAUUGAUUAUGGCCCAACCCACGCCACAGAAAAAUUUUAUCAAAAAAGUCCUGUCUCCUUGUCGUUUUUAUGUCAAAGCACCCUCACUGAGGUUGUACAAAAUUUUAUAUUUACUCGAAUCAGUUGCCAAUUAUUUUAGGAAUCCUUAAAAUUAUUUAAUUAUCGUUCAUAGUGGUUUCAAUUUUUUAAAGAAACAUUUUAUACCAUUUUGAUAAUGAUCAGGUUUAUUCUGACAGUCUGGUAAGCAAAUCUCAAUUGCAGACUAUCCACAAGCUCACAGCAGGCAGAUGUAUGCCAAGAUUAUUAAGUGUCCUUGUAGCAUGCACAAAAUGUUUUCAUACAUCUUGUCUACUUGACCCUCAUCAUAACAAUCAGCUGAAAAUUUUCAGUGUGCCUAGUAUGUAUAAGAAGUUUAAAAGUGUUAAAAGUGCAAAAUAGUUCUUUUUUAACCUUUUAAACUGUUAUAUAUAUUUUAAUGAGUAAUGCAUGUAAUAAUUUGUCGGUAAAAGCAUGAUUCUCCUGUCAUUUUCUUGCUGUCCUCAUGACAAUUUUGAGGAAAAUUUUAGAAAUUCGAAGAUUUACUUUGUUUCUAAAAUCCAUCCUAAGUAUUGCUUUAGCUGAGCCAGUUUCAUUAAUGAAAGUAAAUCUUCAGAUAAACAAAAAAUUACAUAUCAAUUUUACUUAAAUUAAGAUACAUGUAAUGUCAUUUACCUUAUUAAAAGAAAGUAAUUCCUGA
Molecule: messenger RNA, 1754 nt
Organism: Orbicella faveolata
Lineage: Eukaryota; Metazoa; Cnidaria; Anthozoa; Scleractinia; Merulinidae
Product: lysoplasmalogenase TMEM86A-like
Cellular component (GO): membrane
Molecular function (GO): hydrolase activity
Source: RefSeq, a predicted model, not a curated record